AGCGGGAAAACCAAAAUCCGGUGAAAAAUUAAACCACACUGCGAAGCCAGAGACAGGAGUGUUGCUUCUGUCGCCGGCAAUGAGGCCCGCUGGUCGCCAUCAACCCAAAGAAUCGCUCAAACCACCCUCAACGCCGGUGGACUUCUAUCACCGCCAAUUCCCCGGUCGUGAUUCCGAUGCUAGUUUCGCCAGCAGCCGGCCAUCUUCCGCUGGCGUUGGCGUCCGCGCCGCCAACGUCGACCUUUACAAAGAACGGUCUUUCCAGCAAUCGGCCGUCUCCACCAUCAACUCCUACCUUGCCUCUCUCUCCUUCCCCAUUUCCUUCAAACCCACUUGCCCGUCCGCCAAAGACAUCACUGAAACCCUCAAAUUCCUCAUGUCCCGUCUCGAUUUUCCCGCUUCGAAGAUGGAGGAUGGCUUACCGGUUCUCCUCAAGUGCCUUAAUUACCCUUUCAAACUUAAUAAAUCAUUUCUUAAGUCUCCUGCUGCUCCUCACCAGUGGCCCGCCUUGUUGGCUCUCAUCCACUGGCUUGUGCAGAUCGCUAGGUUCAAUGAUCACCUCUCGUCGUUGCGCGAGGCGACAUCUUAUGCCGAAGCAAAUGUUUUGAAUAUGUAUGCGCUGAAUAGUUAUUUGCACUACAUUCGGGGGGAUGAUGAUGCUGUGGAUGAACUGGACCGUCAAUGUAAGGAGAAGUUGGAGAAGGAGAAAGGGUAUGCGGUGGAGAAAGUGAAAGCAACGGAAGAAGAGAUGAAGGUACUUGCUGCAGAAUGUGAGGAGCUGAGGACAAGGCCAUCUCAAAAGGAAGUGCUUGAGAAGGAGAAGAGUCUGUUGGAAGAUGAUGUGAACAAGUUCCAUAAGAUGAUUGAGGAAUUCACGGUGAGGAUCAAGGAGGUGGAGAGGGUUUUGUCAGAUAAAGAGAAGCAGUUGGAGGCCAAGGCACAAGAGAACACGAAGAUUUGUGAGGAAAAUGAAGAGUUAAAGAAGAGGGUUGAGCUGCAGACAUUUAAUGCAAGGGAUAUGGAGCGGAUGAGGAAGGAAUUGCAGGCCGUGGAGAGGGACAUUGCAGAGGCAGAGCUUGCUAGGAAUGCGUGGGAAGAAAAGUCGUGGGAUAUUGAGACUUCUCUUGGGCACAAGGUCAAUGACCUGGAGGCAUUAGCAUUGGACUGCAACCAGGCCUUAAGGAGGUUGAAGAUUGAUAAUGGUAUUCAGUAUCAGUUGAAUGCCAAGGGAUCUACACCUGCUGAGAUAAUGGGUAUAAAUCACAAGCUGACACUGAAGCCUGCAUUAAACUCCUUUGCUGAUGACAUAAAGAAAAGUUCUAUGAAAAAGCUAGAGGAGUCAAUGUCCCUUCAACAGAAGUGCAGCGAAAAUGCUGCUAGGAUUGAGAAGAAAAGGAAUAACAAUGAUGAGCUGCUGUCCAAAAUUAAUGAAGUGGAAGCUCAACUGAACAACUUAAAAAAAGAAACAGAGGAUUACAUUUCUCGAUGUGUAGCUGGAGCAAAGAAAAUGGCGGAGAAUGUUGAUCGAGAGGCUCACGACCUGGACAUGGUGGAACGAGAGGCAGCUGAGGUUCUAAAGGCCUCGAAAUUGAAGUUGGAAGAAGCUAUUAAAGAAAAUGAAGAAGAAAUUCAGAGGUGUGCUCAAGAACUUUUUAUGCUGGUUGAUUCAGUCUCGAAGUUCAAAGAAUAUGUAGGAUCCAAAAUUUCAGAGAUGAAGAGUGGUCUUUCAGAUACAGCAGUUGCAGUCUCAGAUGCGUACAGGGGCUCGUUCCCAGCUCAAUUUAGUAAUAUAUUUAACUUAAACCGUGUCAAGUGAAGCAUUGUGUUAAUGCAUAUGCAGCGAGUAUUUCUUUUUGCGAACUAAAAGGGAUUCAUGCAUUCUGCUUUCAACUAGUAGUUGAUGUUCUGUGGCUGUACAUAAUUGAGUCAAGAUUACCGAUCAAAGUAUGUAUUAUAGUUUCUGGAAUGAUUAAAGUCCGCAAUGGCUGUAUUAUUUACAUCCUUUUUUAUGUUCGAAGGUAAUCAUGUUAGCCA
Neltuma alba is the source of this 2034-nucleotide messenger RNA. RefSeq names its product kinetochore protein NDC80 homolog. The record is from RefSeq and is a predicted model, not a curated record. Lineage: Eukaryota; Viridiplantae; Streptophyta; Magnoliopsida; Fabales; Fabaceae. The transcript has 4 exons. Bases 80 to 1816 code for a protein of 578 amino acids.